UGUUCUUCUUGAAGCAUACCUAAGAGUCCAAAACUGUAUGUUUAAGGCAGAACGUUGGUAAUGCUUUGGGUACUUUUUGUAAUGUCAAAGUAUUUCCACUUUCUAUCUAACCCUUGUUAUGCUGAACUUACCAUCGUUUUACUUUUUACGUGUAGAUACUAUGGAUAACCUUCACUUGAGCGUCAUAGCUGUGGUCCUUUACUUUAAUCUUCCUGGAUCAGUGGGAACCAAGUCACAGCAGAUUCUUCUUGAUACACAUCACCAUUCAGGCUGCCAGUGGGCUGGGGAGUUCUCAGUGAAUUGUUCUUCUACCGGAAUAUCUACUGUUCCAGAGGAUGUAUUGCAAACAGCAGUAACAGCUGAUUUUAGUUUCAAUAAGAUUAAAACUUUUAUGUGCACUGAUGGAAGAAAUGAAGAAUGGAAGCUGAAACACCUGAAUCUCAGUAACAACCUGAUUUCUGAACUCUCCUUAGCUACUCUUAGAAAUUUACCCAUUUUAGAAACUCUCAACCUCAAUGGCAAUGCCAUCCAGACCCUCACACUGGACAUACCUAUGCCUCCACGUGGGUCUGAAGAGUAUGGAAAAUGCUGUUGUAUCCUUCCUGCUUUGAAAGUAUUGUCAGUUGAAAGAAAUAAGCUUAAUACAAUUCCACGAGGACUAGGCCUGCUGCAAUCUUUACAAACGGUCCAUUUGUCAUCCAACAGCAUACAGCAGAUUGGUCUGAAUGACUUUCAAAACUGUUCACAGCUGAAGGACAUUGACUUGCAGAACAACAAGAUAACUAAAAUUCAUCCAGACGCCUUCAAGGAUCUCAACAAAUUACAGGUCGUGGAUCUCCGUGAAAAUGCUCUGACAACCCCUUUACCACAGAUACUAAUCAGUUUGAACUUCUUUCAACUUGAAGUGGGUUUGUCAAAUAAUGCCUGCAUCUUUAACGGCAGACUAAAUGCUUUCAAACAAUUAUUUCAUCUUCUUUUUGACUCCACGAGGAAAAAAUUGAGUAUUUCAUACAAUACAUCUGCCAAGAACUCACAGAAACCUCUGCUGUAUCUUUCAAGUUUCCAUUUAAACUGCAGCGACAGUGUUUUGCUCAAGAGGGCUGUAAUCCCAACAGGGAAGACGUUGGUGCUAAACUGUGACCUGGACAACGCAAGGGGUAAUGGAGUCUCUUGGUGGACACCUAGAGGCAGAAUUUCAAAAGAUAAUAGCCUUCCUCAUAUGACACUGGAUAAAAUGAAUAAUUUAGUGAUAUACAACGCUGAGAAAACUGCUGAGGGGUUAUAUUUGUGUAUUUUUAAUACGACAAAGAAGAAAUCGCUCAUCUACAAUAUACAGGUGAAAGAAAGGGUUUCAACAUUUUUGGUUAGAAAAGCCCGGGACACUAACACUGGUUUUAGACAGGGAAGAACAGAGCAAGACCUUGCGUUGGCUGUCUGCCUCUCGGUGCUCAUUACCUUCAUUUGUGCUUUUUGUCUGGGUGCUUUUGCUAGACCUUACCUUGUGAGCCUGUGGAGAGUCAUGUGCAGGAACAAAAAUUCAGGUUCAGACCAGACUUAUACCAAUCAAGCUUUUUCAGAUGAAACCUUGCACAGAGAGUGCUCUGUAAGCAAACCAACAAAUACGCAGCAUCAUUUGUUCAUUUGCGAUGAGAAUUCUUCAAGAAACACAUGCAGUUUUCCUAUAGAGGCUUCUAUCGUGCAUGAAAAUGUCACUGGUAGCAGCAUACAUGCACCAAAUGCUGAAGAAGAGUACCAGGAACAAAGCAACAAUGAGAUCAACGUGAGGAAAACAGUGUUUUCAGACACCAAAACUAGUAUCAGCAAUGAUGAAAAUAUAAAUGUUGAUGAUAAUGGACUAUUUGCUGUAAGCACAGAUUACAAUAAUGGCAAUGAACUAACACCAAGAAAAUUAAUGACUCAUAACAUUUCGUUAUGGCAAGAUUCAAAAUAUGCAAAUAAUGAAGACUCAGAGAAGAGCAGGUUCCCUCUCAUGCCCAGGAGCCUGAAUGCUGACUCUUACUCAAAUCACACUGACUCUUCAGAUUCGGAUUUAUCCUUCCCAGGAGAAACUGGCUUUCCAUUUUCUACCAUACAAACACAUACAGUUGAACACGAUUCUGGGAACUGCAAGGUAAGCAACAACCCUGAUCUGCUGCCAUCUGGAAUCACAAAGGCUACACCAGAUUCCCCUGAAAGAAAAGGUAUUGUUUCACAUGAGCCCACGAGCACUGCAAAAUUUAUGCCUGGAAGGCAAAGCUGCGAUGAACAACUUGGUCUAAAUGGCAACAUAAAUAUAACCAGUGAUGUGGGAGAUUUGAUUUUACCCAAUAGCUGCAAGAGAGAUACAAAUAUUGAGAAUUUAAGUGUCUACCGAACAACAGAAAACUCUCCUCUUACAGAGUAUGACUGGAAAACGGAAUGUACAAAUGAAAUAGAUGCUUCAGCAGAUAUAUAUGGCCACAGUUCUUCAUCUGAAGGGACUCCAUUCACAAUGAGUGACUGCAGUUCUUUAGCAGACUUUGAACCUGAACCACCUGACGUUAGCAACAACCUGCCAGCCUGUCAGUCGUCACUAGAGGAAGAAGAUAAGAACAGUGAAACUGGGAAGUUCUCAACACUGCCAGAGUCUCCAGACAUUGCUGCUGAACUUCAGUGUAUUGGAAAAAAUGAAGACGAGAACAAUGCGUAUUUUGAAACCACUAUUAACUAUGGAUCACAGCCCAUCAUGCCUGAAACAGCAUCCCCUUACACUGACAAAUGUAGUGACCAUGUAAGCCUGUCAGAUUCAGACACCAUUAGUUCUUCAAGUCAAGGAAUUCCUGAUACGUUUGAUCAUUUUACCAAUGCAGAGUCAACAGUACAGAACCCUCUUUCCAAUUCUCCCCACAGUCAAAGCGCAGAAUUUGGCAAUGCGUUAUUUUCAUUAAAGCAUUCUCCCACGUAUGACACAGAUACAGAGAACGCUCCUGAAGAGGCUGAAUUGCAGCUGUAUCAGUUUCCCACUGAACCACGGCAUUCCCUCAGAUUCAGUCCCACUGAACAAAAAGAAAAUGCACCAGAGGGAAGUACACAUGAGCACGUAGACCCGAGCUCCUCUGGAAAGAAUCAUGUUGAAGAGGACAUUACCUUAAGAGGAAACACAAGUACAUCUGAGGAUGAUUUUAUUUUUGCUCCCAUCGAUAUUGGUUUGAAUGAAAUUGUUAGAACAACAUCACUCCUGCAUUCCAGCAGUGAAUCAUCUCUUCAAUCUCUGCCUGAACACAUACCUGAAAAACAUUUUUCGGUUCUGAUGGAGAAAGAAGACUUGCUACCACAGGGGAAUCAGGUGAACACAACUAAGGCUUGUGUAGAUGAAAUGCAAAGAGGUUUUAAUGAGAAAGACUGUGAUGGAUACACAGCAUUACAGGGUACCAGCAACUGUAGUCUGCCCGAAGAAACGCAGUCUCGCAAUCUUACAGCAGAUUUGCUGCAUCUUCACUCCUCUGGGACAACACAGUCAGUCUUCAGCACAGGAGAUCAUUUCCAACUGGAUCGGAGUGACAAGGAUGCAUGUUCCUUCUCAGACCCACAAGGCUCCUUCAGUGGAAGCACACGAUACAGUUCACGUUUAUUCCCACAGAAGACUACAGGAAAUAUAACCUCCAAAAGCACGGAUUCCAGCGAGACGGAGGAUGACGCUACUUUGACAGGACCAAAGAAUAAUUCUGCAACCACUGUCAACCUCCAAAAUUCAAGUGAAAAACUCAGUCAAGAAAGACAGACCCAUUUAGGACAGGGCCAGUUUUUUGUUAAGAAGAAAAGAGCUUUUGAUGGAUUUGCUAAUGUUUUGCAAAGCAGGAGAACAAACUUCAAUAGUUGAGAUGCAGAAGCACAAUACUGAGCUCCCACGGUGUUUAGGUCAUACAGUAGGUGCAAAGAUUAUUGUGUCUUAAAAUGAAGUCUGUAGCUUUUAACAACUGUUCAAUACCAUGGGUUGUUUUGUUUCUUGGUUUGUUUGGGGUUUUUUCCUCAGUCCAACUAUCCAUCUGUAACUUCAGAAAUCCGAGUUAUGGAACUAGGCUUAACAAGAUGCAUAAAGCCUGGAUCCAUCCCAUUUAGAACCACCAUAAUUCCAAAGGGUAAUUCAGGCAGAAGCCAUGGACUUUUGUUUAUAAGGGUAGUUGUAAAAAAACAAUAAUAGAUUUUAUGAAAAACAAC
Molecule: messenger RNA, 4197 nt
Organism: Egretta garzetta (little egret)
Lineage: Eukaryota; Metazoa; Chordata; Aves; Pelecaniformes; Ardeidae
Gene: LRRC66
Product: leucine rich repeat containing 66
Exons: 4
Coding region: 119-3859 (1246 amino acids)
Molecular function (GO): protein binding
Source: RefSeq, a predicted model, not a curated record